Molecule: messenger RNA, 5302 nt
Organism: Protopterus annectens (West African lungfish)
Lineage: Eukaryota; Metazoa; Chordata; Ceratodontiformes; Protopteridae
Gene: THAP12
Product: THAP domain containing 12
Exons: 7
Coding region: 536-3436 (966 amino acids)
Source: RefSeq, a predicted model, not a curated record
ACACAUAAUUCACCACUUUAUUGUCUCCAGUUUUAGGAAAGAUUGAGACAGACGUUCAAUUUGAUGCAAAAUCAGACAUAUGUAUUAAAUACUCUUAAAGCAACCCCCGAAUGUGUCAGCAAAAUAUGAAUCAUCCCUUUGAAUGCUGGCCAUCGACGAAACUGACCCCACAACGCGAAACUCGCUAGUGUGACAAUAUCUUUGUAUUAACUGCUCACCGCUUCCUUAUUCUAAAAACCUACCGCUUCCGCCAUUUUCGGCAAUCGAUUACGAUUCAGUACAUGCGCACCACUGGUUGCUUUGGCGCCUUCUUGUAAUGAUGAGAUGUACUGUGGGAAGGAAGCGGAUUGACUGUGCUUUUUUUCCCUUUCAGCUCGUACUAGGGGCGUUGAAUCCUCCAGGCCACAAACAGCACUGUGGAGUCGGUUAUCACCUGUUCUUGUAGUCUGUAGUGUACAUUUCCCAACUAAUACAAAAUUAUUGAGUAUAUGUUAAAAGCAGGUUAUUAUUAUUUUAGUAUAAAAAUAAAAUUAAGAUGCCCAAUUUUUGUGCGGCCCCCAACUGCACUAAGAAAAGCACCCAGUCUGAUUUAGCUUUCUUCAGGUUUCCUAGAGAUCCAGAGAGGAUUUCCGAAAAACCAUCUGGUUUUAAAAAGUGUGUAGCUUGUUCUCACAAGUUACCCAACUGUGACAUCCAUGAGAAAUGCAUCUAUUGUCUAGGUCCUUCACAACUGAAAACAGCCCGCUCCAUAUGGGAAGCUUUUGGCCAGCAAGCCGUCAUGGAGAGAAGGAACAAACUUAUUUUAAAAGGAUUUCUUCCAACACCUGGGGUAGAAAGUGCUCCUAGUUCCUCAAAACGUUCCUCCUGUGAUGCUCCCCUCGAAGAUGUUCCUUGCAAGCGAUCGUGCAAGAGGACGCACGUUGAUUCCCCAGAGGGAUCUUUGACAGAAGAUACUGAUUACGAUGAGGGGGAAUGGUCCCCAUGGUCGCCCCUUGAUGAUGUCUCCUUUGCAGAUAUCUUGGAGAUCCUGAGGCAGCGAGGCGAUUGGAAGUCCAGCAUCUCUUCCUCUGAGGAGUCCGUGUUCUUGCAGGCUUUCCGGGCCCGGCUCUCUACCUUCUUGGUGACCCCGCCUGCAGAUGAGCUUAUCCAGCUCAUUGUGCAGCACAUGGAGAUGAGUCCUGAUGCCAUUGAACCUAUCCUUCGUAGACCAGAUAAAAUUCUUUCACCACCAGAGGACAAUCCACAUUGGUCCAAGGGCCUUCCUGUGGAUGCUAUGAUUGUGUCGGCAGGCAGUCUCUGUUUUACUGUUAAGAAUCGUUGUAUGUGCACUAUUUCUUAUGCUGCUAAGAGUCCAUAUAGAACUGUUCUCCGAGAUAGUGCUGUGCCAACUAUAUUUGACCUCACAAGUCAUCUCAACAAUCCACGAAGCAGACAUAGAAAGAGAAUUAAAGAGCUGAGUGAAGAAGAAUUGCAGAAACUGAAAGUAAGAAGAAUUGAAGAAGAUGCCGAACAAGAAAAAGUAAAUCGGGCAGCGACUGAAAACAGUACAGAAAGCACAACCCAAGACAGCGGACAGGACCAAGAGGAGGAGGUUGCAACUUUAACCCAGGAGGAAAAAGAACACAAAGAUUAUCUUAAAUCUUUAUUUGAAAUUUUAAUCAUGAUGGGCAAGCAGAAUAUUCCAUUAAAUAGCCAUGGCAGUGAAGCUGUAGAUGGUGUCUUUACUCCUGACAAUUUCCAGGCUCUCUUAGAAUACAGAAUAAAUGCUGGUGAUGAGGUUCUGAGAAAAAAAUUUGAAAUGGCAGCUGUUAAUACACAAUAUUGUUCCAGUGUUCAGCAGCAGGAAAUGCUUGAUGUUUGUGAGUACUAUAUCAGAGAAGAGAUACUCAGGGAAGUACGUGAUUCUCGUUUCUUUUCAAUUGUCACUGAUGAAGUGGUUGAAAUUGCUGAUGAAGAGUACCUCCCUGUUUUUAUAAGAUUUGUUGAUGAGGCCAAUAAUCUCAGAGAAGAAUUUAUAGGAUUUUUACCUUAUGAAUAUGAUACUGAAACAAUGGCUGUUAAACUCCAGAAUACCAUCACAGAAAAAUGGAGCCUUAGUAUGGAGUAUUGCCGAGGCCAGGCAUAUGCAUGUUCCACUAGAGUAGCCUACAACAUGAAAACUGUUGCUUCUAGACUUCUAGAAAAGUAUCCUCAAGCAGUAUGUACUCUCUGCUCAUCCUGCGCCCUGAAUAUUUGGCUAGCAAAAUCCAUACCUGUUCCGGGUGUUACUGUAGUACUGGAAACAAUGGAAGAACUUUUCAUUUUUUUCCGUCAGUCUGCUUUGUUGCAAUCAGAGCUGGACAAUGUAAUCACAGUUUUGUUUCAAAGCAGUGAGGAAAAAGUAGCGGAAUUAAAAGAGGUCUAUCGUACUCGGUGGUCAGAAAGGCAUGACGCCUUUGAAAUCCUGGUUGAGCUCUUACAAGCAAUGGUGAUGUAUCUGGAUGAAGUGUGUAAUGACAUAUCUUUUAGAUGGAGCAAAGCUAUAACAAACCAAGCAUUUGUUUUGUCUCAAAUCCUGACUGACUUUGAUUUUAUUGUGACUGUUGUAGUACUGAAAAAUACUUUGUCUUUUACAAGAGCAUUUGGUAAAAAUUUGCAAGGACAAACAUCAGAUGUCUAUUUUGCAGCAGGUAGUUUAACAGCAGUUUUGCACUCUCUGAAUGAAGUAAUAGAAAAUGUUGAAGUAUAUCAUGAGUUUUGGUUUGAAGAAGCCACUGACUUGGCCACCAGACUAGAUAUUCAGGUAAAAUUACCUGGAAGGUAUCGCAGAGCCCAGCAGGGUGCUGUAGACUCUGAAACAACCCCAGAAUGUUACUACAGAGCAGCUGUUACUGUUCCAACUGUAACGCACAUUAUUCAAGAACUGAAGGAUAUCUUCUCAGAAAGCUAUCUAAAGGCCCUUAAGUGUUUGUCACUUGUUCCUUCUGUCAUGGGACAGUUAAAAUUCAGUACAACAGAGGAAGAGAAUGCAAACAUGUAUAAAAGUGACCUUCCUAAUCCUGAUACUUUUUCUGCAGAACUUCAUUGUUGGAGAAUUAAAUGGAAGCACAGGGGCAAAGAUGUAGAGCUUCCAACCACAAUUUAUGAGGCUGUUCAUUUACCAGACAUAAAGUUUUUCCCAAAUGUGUAUGCCCUGCUUAAAAUCCUGUGCAUCUUGCCAGUUAUAAAAGUUGAAAAUCAGAAAUAUGAAACUGGUAGACAGCGUCUGAAGGCAUACUUAAGAAACACUCCAAGGGAGCAACGCUCUUGUAGCCUAGCUUUACUUAAUGUGAACUAUGAUGUUAAAGAUGAUUUGGAUUUGAUGGUGGACAAUUACACUAAGUUGUGUACAGAAAAAACACAGUUUCAACAAGAGAUUGUUCAUUCUUCAAACUCUGACUUGGUUGAGCAAACAUGAUAUUUUAUAUCUUAGUUAUACUGGGAAAAUUUAUUAGACCAAAUUUCUUUAAUGGAAUGUUUAGGUAAACAUUCUUAACUACUUGGUAUACUGCAGGUUUGUAUCACAGUUAUGGAGAUGGGCAGUUUAUAUUACAGGUAUUAUGAGCAAGAACAAUCAUAUGUACUCUUUAAACUGCAGCAGAUGUAUGUUCUUUGAUUUCUGUUUAGAUUCUUCAAAAAGGUCUGAGCAUAAUUUGUCAUAGGGAAUAAUCCCUGUCACUGAAAAGCAAGUUGGUCUUUGUAAGGUCAGUAUGUUGAUAUGGAAAACGUUUGAACAAAAGAGCUUCAUGGCUCAUUAUCUGAGCGGGUGUAUAAGGUGCUCCUUACUGAAGGGAUCACGCCUUUUUAUAGUGUAUAGUUCCAUCAUUAUGCUGAAUAAAUGGAGAUGCUUGCUUUCUCAUUAUUCUUUUUCAGUACGAAUUACGACUCAUCUCAUUUGUCAGUCUUUCUGUGGCCUUUUAUUAAGUAAGGGGUGGACUAAGUUUCUCUUUGGUAGUUCCUGUGCUGCUGUUGGCAAGGACUAUAUCUCCCACUCCUUAUCAUAGGCGGUUACUAGGGUAAUGGCCCUAGAGACUUUUUCAGCCUAGCCAUUCAUGCCCCAAAUUUCCCAACUAUCAGUGCCCAUGGGCUAGAACAGCUUUGGUAUAUGCCUGUGACUUAAGGCAUCUACAAACUGCCCCUGUCUGUAAUGGCCACAGGCAGCAAGCCAUGGGUGAACUUGAGAUUUCCCAUCCAUUGGUCCAAAUUGUGUUUGAACAGGCUUAGGAAAGAACUCUGUUGUACAUGAAUGGGGAGCUUGUUCAAGAGAAGGGAUAAUAUCUGAGACGCAUACCUAUCCCUCCAGAAUGUAUUUGUCACAGACUAAGUUUAGAUCCUUAGAGCAGGUAAUUCUAAUGUUUGUUUUGCAAAUGUGUAGCAAAUCCAUCAGGGCUAGAUCAGAGAAUGCCUUGUAGGUUGGGCAUAGAUCACCCCUCUGUAGUCUGUAGGAGACCAGGUACAGGGAUAAGGCUUUGCGGUGGUCCGCAUAGGACAUAUUAUUUACAUCCUGUAUUUUUUUAGUGAGGAACCUCUGUGCUGCUCUAUUUGUUGUGAAUGUCUGGUUAGGUACAUGCUGAAGGGUACAUUGUACUAGAUCAUUGGUCUAAUGAGGGCUGAGUAUAGUGGGACUUCUCUCUUUAGAUCUGGAUGCCAUGCCCUUACUUAUAAGUUGUGCCACUUAGAAGGAUUUUCUCGCUACCAUGGGCACAUGGUGAUCAAAGUUCAGGUUACUGUAAACCUGAGUUGCCAAGCCCCUUUACCACUGCAUCUGCUCUUAGUGCUGGGCAGUUGUUUGCCCAGAGGUUAUAAUUAUGGAUUUUUUGCACUGAGAUUUAGGCCAUGGUUCUGGCACCAAUUAUUUGUCUGUGUCAGACCUUUCUGGAGGAUAUAUGCAUCUUUGGGGAAAUUCACUGAUGGCACCCAGCUUGUAGUUGUCAGCAAAUUUGGUCAGCCAAAGGCCCUGCACAUUUGCUUCAGAGAAGUAUGUUCCAAACAGGGGAAGUCCCAGUACCAAGCCCUGUGAGAAAUCACUAGCAACAGACCUCUUGAUGGAGGUGGAUUCCCCCAUUCUAACUGUGUCCUGUCUGUGAGCCAUUUGACUAUCCAUCAGGUGACAGCAGGAUUUAUGCCUAAAUUUUUGAGUUUGUCUAGAAUACCCAAGUGAAGUUUUGUGUCAAACGCCUUUGCCAUGUCUAGGUAGUCAGUAUGUACUGUUGGCUCUUGUCCAUAGCUCUAGUGACCUUUUCAAAGAGGUCCACCAAGUUUAGUAGGCAUGACCUGCCCUUAA